AUGGGUGAAAUCCAGUAUACUUGUGAUGAGCUAGGAGAGGAAGUCGACAUCCAUUUUGAGUUCAACCAUGAGAGACAGAAGUUUCUACCUUACAACAGGUUACAAGAACUGGUCGUGCACGAAAAAGUAAAUGGAGCAUUGAGAGACGCUGCCGUUCAGGAUGCGCCGGUUCUACUUGAUUUUGUCACCAGGCUUGCUCGAAAGACCUUCCUCAUUCUUAUCUUGAUGUCAACAGUUAAGGACAAGAAGAUACACUUGUUAAGAGAGCUGAUGGCGAAUGGGUUUACAGAUGAAUGGCUACCUGUUGAAUUCACUGUUGAUCGAAAGUCACAGCAAUGGACACUUUCAUCGAUCAAUUCGCCGGAAAACCCAACAGGUCUCCUCUCACCAGAAUGGACUCGUACCGUGCGCGACGCCUUUGAACGAUAUCAGCGGCAAAUUGCAGUGCCAUUCUUCGACACGACUGCGAAAUUCUACUUCAGUUUUCCUCCAGGCACAAUUAUGCCGUACUUAAAGGCUCCUCUCAAGCCCCAGGGUAGGGGGUUCUUUGGUGAAGUCUCCUGCUACGAGAUGCACUCCGCGCACAUACGCUUUCCCGGAUCAAGUGCGAAUGCCGAAAAGCCUUCAAUCAAACUGGCUGUGAAGAAGGCGAAUGACAACGCAGAUCUCGCCAAAUUCUUCAGAAAGGAAGCCGAGAAUCUCAAUGCGCUCAAGAACAAUACGACCCCAAAUCUGAUUAAGCCUAUAGCUGCUUACGAGAUCAACGGAGACAAGUGCUUACUUUUCCCCUGGGCGGACGGAGGUAGCCUGAGCAAUUGCUGGAGAUGCUGGAAGGCUGGUCCCCUCGACCCAGCCGGGAUGGAGUGGAUUGUCAAUCAAUUUAGGGGUAUCUUCUUAGCCCUCGGCCAGCUGCACGACUCCAACUGUCGACAUGGCGAUUUGAAGCCUGACAAUAUACUGUGGUUCAAGGAUGCACGAAAUAAAGGCGAGCUUCAGAUUGCUGAUCUUGGCCUGGCCACAUUUCACCAACUGGACGCUGACACCAGGAAGAGAGAGGAGCUUGUCAUUCAAACCACAACACCAACCGGCACACGUCGCUACCAGGCCCCAGAAACGGAUGGAGAGCAAUAUCAUCGUAGCAAUCCGCCUCGCUCAAGAUCAUAUGACAUGUGGUCAAUGGGCUGUGUCAUGUUCGAGCUGCUCAUAUGGCUGGCAUACGGCAACGAUGAUGUUGAAACUUUUCAACGAAGCACGCCCGACUUCUUUUGGGAACGGGUCUCCAAUUCCACAACUUUUAACAAGACAUACAGCAUAAAUCCGGUUGUGAAACAAUGCAUUGAUAUUAUGAGGAAGGAUUUCCCACGCAACACAGUUUAUGGAGACCUUUUCGAUCUUAUCAGCCAUCAACUUUUAGUCUUUAAUCCAUCAAAUGAUCAAACUCCGUCCGAGGCACACCGUUUGACUGCCCACGAAACUGAGGCACUCCUUAACGAUAUCAGCAGGCGAUUGGAAGAUCCGUGGUACAUUCCAUUGCGGUCGUCCAGGUAUCCUCGGUUCCAACGCAAUGGUGGGCUCUUUCCAUCAGAUCAGCGAUCCCGAAACAAGGCGGAUUAUCAAAAAAUCGUAAGCAUUGCCUUUCCAAGAGUCCAGGCAAGAAAUCGGCCAGCUAAUGUGCACCAGCUAGAAAGCAAGUUCAACGAUGUAUGGGAUUCGACUCCAGAUGAGGACCUUGCAGCGAAACUUUCCAAGACUACUCUUUGGCGUCAGUUGCAGCCAACUCAGGAUGGCGACACGAGAUUAUGCAAUCGAUGCACUGCAAUGAACAUGGCCAAUUUAGCUGGACCUUGGGUAUUUCAACAGGGAUGUGGACUAUGCAAUCUCGUCCGCCAAGCUCUUCAACGGGCACAUAUGCCGCUAUCGUCAAGACUACAAUUGCAGCGCGGUACAAUACACGCAGAGAAUGGCUCGGAUCUUCUCUCCAUUUACAAACCACCAGGUAUUUGA
Molecule: messenger RNA, 2004 nt
Organism: Colletotrichum gloeosporioides
Lineage: Eukaryota; Fungi; Ascomycota; Sordariomycetes; Glomerellales; Glomerellaceae
Product: Serine/threonine-protein kinase nekl-2
Exons: 3
Coding region: 1-2004 (667 amino acids)
Biological process (GO): peptidyl-threonine phosphorylation; peptidyl-serine phosphorylation
Molecular function (GO): protein serine/threonine kinase activity; ATP binding
Source: RefSeq, a predicted model, not a curated record